GCCAUGGUCAUGGAGCAGGGGCAUAGGUUGUUCCGAUAGUAAUCCCAUCCUGUGAGAAGGUCGAUCAGCAGUCUCCCGGGCUGCAUUUGCGAAAUUGUUCAGAGGUAUUUGUUCGUCGUACUUCAGUCAUCUUGACAUGUGAGCUAGAUUUUCAAUCCUUACCUUACUAUGUCCUCCCUUUCUUCGUCCGGUGCUCAGGGAGAUGCAAAAACGGCAGACUAUGCUUGGUCCCGUCCCGGCGGUCUGAUCGAACGGCCUGGGCAGGGACCUGGUGAGUCCGAGGCCUGGGUCUACUGCGACAAGUUUUCGUACAAUUCGGAUGAGAAGGUCUCACUCAGGACAUAUACGACAGCUGAAGAGUAUGACAUCGAUGUCAUCAAAGACGGAGCCAAACCUCGAAAGGUCUACACCAAGCAGCAUCUGCCAGGUCGACAACACCCGACACCAAAGGAUGCAUAUGCUGUUGGUUGUGGUUGGCCCGAGUCAUUGUCAGUACAGCUUGAUGACCCAUGGGAAUCCGGCUUUUACCUCGUCAUCAUACGGAUCAAGAAUGUCCGUGGCAGGGUACACGAGCGGGAAGGAUUCUUUGUAGUCAGGCCUGACAAGGACCACGCGACGGGGGCGGAUUUUGUCUUGGUACAUGCCACAAGCACAAUGCUGGCGUACAAUGAUUGGGGCGGGGCCAAUCACUACCGAGGGAUCGAAGACGGAUAUCAGAAUGAUAUACCCAGCCCGCAUGCUUCCUCCCAACGACCCGUCGCAAGAGGAAUGCUCCGAAUACCGAGAAACGCCCCACGCGAGUCUACCAGUGACGCUGUCGUUGGGCCUGGGUGGACACCGAGGUAUCACAGCCUCGAGUAUUCCUGGUAUUUCCGCUUUUCAAGGCACUACGCCGACGCCGGCUGGGCUACAUAUGAACGCCCGUUCGUUGUAUGGGCUGAAGACCAAGGCUACAAGAUUCAUCAUAUCACACAGACCGACCUGCACUCUGAUCCAAGCAUUCUCAACGGAUAUAGCUGUGACGUCUCGGUCGGUCACGAUGAAUAUUGGUCUUGGGAGAUGCGGGACAACAUAGAUACAUUCACUGGCCGUGGUGGUCGAUUUGCUCGGUUUGGCGGCAAUUUCUGUUGGCAAGUGCGCUUUGAAGACAAUACGGACGUUCAAGUCUGCUACAAGGACCCAAGAGCCGAUCCUGCCUUCGGCACGAACCCAACCAGGACCACGACUGGCUGGGACUUCCCUCCUGUGAACCGCCCUGGUGCGCAGACUGUCGGCUUGACUGGUUUUGGUGGUGUUUAUACUCGCUAUGGCGUUGCCUCCCCGCGAUCUUCAGGUGGUUUUCAGGUAUACAGGCCAAAUCACUGGGCUCUUGAAGGGUCGGAACUCUUUUACGGCGACAUAUUUGGUGGUCAUCCUGUCAACAUCUGUGGAUUCGAAGUUGAUGGUGUCGACUAUACCUUUAAAAAGGGGUUGCCAUACCCAUCCGGCGCUGAUGGAACACUAAUGGAUCUAGAGAUCAUAGCCAUGUGUCCAGCGGUCGCCGGCGAAAGGGAUCGAUGGGGAGGUAUGGAACCCAUCGGUGGACCGCUCAAAGAGCUACAAGAACACGUUACUAAUAUGAGCAAAAGUCAUAUCCUCCUCAAUUCUGUUUAUCGGGAGGGAGUGCCAGCGUACUUGGAGGAUCGUGAGUAUGGAAGCGGUAUGGUGGCCAGUCUGAAGAGAGGUGCUGGCGAAGUGUUUUGUGCCGGCACGGCAGAAUGGGUUGUUGGGCUCAUAAAGCAUGACUUCUUCACCGAAACCAUCACUAGGAAUGUCCUGAACCGGUUCUCUGGCAGGGCUGAGGCAUGA
This is a messenger RNA of Exophiala viscosa, 1848 nucleotides long. RefSeq lists its product as uncharacterized. Lineage: Eukaryota; Fungi; Ascomycota; Eurotiomycetes; Chaetothyriales; Herpotrichiellaceae. The coding region runs from base 169 to 1848 and encodes 559 amino acids. The transcript is spliced from 2 exons. The record is from RefSeq and is a predicted model, not a curated record.